AGCCUGUCCAAACGCAUCCCCUCGUCCCUGUAAUUUUGUUUGAUUCCACCUUUCAACUAAAUGUGAGUUGAAGCCAUGAUUGUCUCGAGGGAUCACGCACCUCCCAUAAUAUCUCUUGCAGUUUCAUCAGCCUCAUCUUAGAAAAAAAUGUUGCACAAUUCCCUUUUGUGUUGCAUCCCUUGCGGUUGCCUACGACGUAAAACGGGGCGACGGCUUCUCGUCGCUUUUUUUCUCACGUCCGUAGUGGCACUGGACCUGAUACUCCGGUUUCCGGUGACCUACAAGAAUUUCGCUUACUUUCAUCACAAUCCGGUGAAUGAUGAUGUCGCGACACUGUACAGGAAGCCGAAAAGCACUGGAGAGGGGACGGAAGCAGCUUUAAGACUUGGAUUUCACCGUAGGCAGUCAUUUAGGACUGAAGACUUAGUCCUGUCGUACAAGAGAAGGGAUAGAAACGAGCACGCGCAAACACGAUCAUUCAAAUCAUCAACCGUAGCUCAUUGACAGACUACUUAUUCCCUAUUGAAGAAUCCCCUCUAAUCUUCGAAAAAUCCGCCUCAGCAGCUGCAGGAAGCUUCUGGGACUCUAUGAAGCUCUUCUUCAAGAAACGCGCAGAUGAGGUAAGACGAAGUGGCUAUUUGGACUUACUCACUUCUGGAGGUGGUCUCUUUGCCAACGGAUCAUCCAAACCCUUGUUUUAAGGCUUGUAGUGAUCAUUUAUCUUCACAGGCUAUAUUAAUUGCAUCUCAUUUAUUAUUUCCCGUCCUCUGAAUAUGAGAUGCUCUGAGAGUAUGACCGUAGCAGAAGAACUAUUGUGAGCGCUAAUCAUUAGCGCGAAAGAAGAACGACGCAGCGAAACUAACAGUGUUGAUAAACCAAUUUCAACGUCCGUCGUGCUUGAGGAAGCAAUUGAGGGUGUUGAGAAGGUGUGCGAUUGUGCAUAGCGUCUACAUAAAUUGGUUCGAUGUGGAAAACGAACCGCCGAAGGAUGUCGCAGGAUUCAUGCGUGGCAGUGAAGAUGCGGAUAUGAGUUGAUUCCAUGACAGUCUCAGUCAAGAUGUUUUUUUUUUACAUGAAGAUGAUGAUCUCUUACUAAGAUGUGGUUAUUCUUGUGGUCAUCAUGAUGGGUCAGAGGAUACAACAACUUGUCUUGAUUAAGGAGGCGCUUUAUCAUUUCGCACUCGCAGGCUCUAAUCCCUCACCAUCUUCAAGAGAAACCACUGAAUUUGUCGAAGAACUCGAGGAGGAGCCGGACUACGCGAUUUUUCCAGCCUCGUCACCUGAGGAUAUUAUGUAUAUAUUGACGUUACUCACGUCGUUAAGCAGUCGGUCUUAAGUAGCUGCCGUGUCUCUACCCGGGUCACAACGGAACCAGGCAGCUGUUACAGUUGCUACGUGGUUCGAAUGAAUGAAUGAAUGAAUCAUAAGUAACACACUUCUGCUAUGAAGCCGUCUAGGGUCGUUGCCUAGUUAGAUUUGAUUCGUCCAAGAUCGAGAAACAAGAUACAGCUGAUUUCAACUCCACCAAAAACAAGCUCUAACGUCAUUCCAAAAAAAGGCGGAAAAAGAGCACCCUACCGGUUGAGCGACAAGUAUCGACCGCAUCUGUUUCCGACGGAUGCAGUUUUUGUCACGGACGUGGACAUGUUCUACAGCUGUCACGCCUUGCAGUACGCCUACAACGUGUGGAUCCAAUACAAUGAGAAUGAAGUAGAAAGACAACCAUCUUCACGAUCGCGCAUUCUAUCAACUGCUGAAGAAGGUAGGAGAGUGCUUGUUGAAGGGCAAGAGACGAACAAAGCGGGGAAUAAAACAACCGUUGCAGCGACGACUUCAACUGCGGUCGUAACUGCUGCCACAAAAAUAGUACGAGCUGCUCCACCUCCUCCGACUGGUGCACCACCUUCUUCUAGCGCUGUUGUUUCAUCAAGUGCUGCAACUUCCUCUUCUAGCGCUGUUGUUCCAUCAGCUGCUAUGCCUGCGUCUACUGCACUUUCUGCCUCAACAACAGCUACAUCAACAGACAAAAAUGCAGUACCUGCUGAAAUCAGAGCAGUGCCUACGAGAUCGAAGGCUAGUAAAGUUGCCAAGAUCUCCCAAACUGUGAAAGCUGUGGGGUUUCAUCCACGCUUUUUGUCCAGGACUGAGGCCUACGAUUGGAGUCUGAGCUACAGGCACAGCGCUGAUUUUUUGCAUAAUAUUAAGGCUAGUGCGUGAGUCGAGAUCGGGAACAAUUGGAAUCCAAUUUUUUCGUUUGUUGCACUGCAACUAGGCUCUAUACUUUCACGUGACGCUUCUAACCUAACCGUUUAAGAGUGUGAAUUGCAACAUCAUCUACUUGGUUCCAAUUCUAAUACCCCAGUUUUCAUCACGAAAGGCGCUUUGGUCCACAAAGAGGUGUUCCGCAAAAUCUGGAAAGACGAGUAUGCUCCGUUAUUAAGGCUCAAUACAAUUCAUCUGUACGAGCCAUUUCGGCCUAUUUUUUCCCACUUGGGAUUGGGAGAAAUGUAGGCACGAAGUGAAUUGUUUUGAGAUCUAACAUUAAGAGACCUCAUAGACCGAGAAUUCCAAGGAGGCGACCUUCUGGCGUCCUACGUGUUGGCCAUGGAGUAUGGACCACAUGGUUUUCGCGCACUUUGUCCAGCAGAAAAAUUCCAUCUCGCAACUGCAGCAUCGUGCUCAGCGAAUGAGAUUACGCAUGUGCUUGGAAAUGUAUCUCCAUUAAAGUCAUCUGUUGAAUGCAUUUCUAUCCUUACAGAGAAGAAAGUGUAAGGAUAAAAAUGCAUUCAACAGAUGUUUUUUGGGAAGGGAUGCAUUUCCUAGUCGUGCAACUCUAAUGAGAGGCCUAGUAGUUUGCAGAGAAAAGAUCCGUCUCAAGUAUUGCAUAAUUUCGAUGCGGAAGCAGACAUGAUCGUGGAAUACGAUGUGGGUGGGGCUGCGAGAGCCAAACUCAGUUGGAAACUAGCGAUGGAAAAGAGGAAAAUGAUUAGACGGAUAUUUGGUGGUGGUGGUGGUGGUGGAAUUGCAAGGCUAUUGGAGGAGGAAGAAAAGGAGGAGGAGGAUGAGAUUGGAGAUAAAUUGGAGGAGGAAAAGGAGAGAAAAGGAUCAGACCGUCAGCUUGGUCAGAAAGAAGAAGAACAAGCAUUAGUAGAAGAGGAUGCGGAUCAUCACGUGGCAUCAUCAAACGGCAAUGAAGGAGAUACCACUUCUCGUGAACUUUUGCCUGUGCCAACAGCGGGUGUUGCAGACCGGGUCAGCAAGGCCCUACCGAGUCAUAGUGCGGUAGACGACCAUUUGGCGUACUUAUUCCAAGUACCAGAGCUGACACCACGUGGGCCACGCAGAGACGAGUCGGAUUUUGCCUUGAAGAGCAAAAUUUCGGAGUUCCAAACCUACUAUCCAAAUAGCAUAAUAUGGGAAAGACAGAGCAGGUAUUGAUAACGAUGUUUGUGAAAGACAGAGCAGGUAAAUGAAUUGCCUUAUGAUGUAACUUUUACCGACACAGACUCUCUACCACUCAUAGUUUUGUUCGAACCGUCUCCCUUUCGCUCUUUUCCAAAUAACUCCUGUAUCUUUCACUCUCUCUCGACCACAUCAACAGAUACUACAUGGACUUUUGGCGGUGGGCUGAUCGAGAAGUGUACAAGUGGAUGAACCAGCUUGAUUGUGCCAGUGCACCGUGGCGGAGUGUCCCGGCAAAUGAAUUUUGGUUUAUGCAACAUGUGCAGUGAGGGGUUUUCAAACUGCAAGGGGAGCACGAUAGCUCUGUUGAACUAUCGUGGGAGAGCUCAUAAUUCCCAAUCUUAGUACAGUCUUCUUUCUCAUCUCGCUCUCAUCUCGAUUCUAACAUAACAGUCUUUUGCUGGUGGUGAAUGCUGAUGCAUGAAGGCAAUGUCCCGACUGAUUUUGAAUGAAGAUCAGUACAUGUGGAAAGUCC
Molecule: messenger RNA, 3937 nt
Organism: Amoebophrya sp. A25
Lineage: Eukaryota; Dinophyceae; Syndiniales; Amoebophryaceae
Source: the annotation of a GenBank genome assembly